GAAGGUGUAUAAAAGCAGCUCCUCAGGUGGCUCUUCAGCUCAGGUGGACUCUUUGGGUUAAGCUGCUCAACUUCAAGCUUCUGCAAACAAAGACAGACGAUGGCUCCGCGGCCAGAGCUUGGCAGUGACCCUGCAGUUUCUCCUCCAGACCUCGAUGGUAAAGACACUAAAGACACUCUGUCUAAUGACGCGAUCGUGUUGCCUGCGUACUCCACUGUGGCCCUAGUUGACACAGAGCCGGACAACGCUAUUGAUCCAUGGCAGCUUCCAGAGCUGCAGGACACAGGGCUGAAAUGGUCAGAACUGGACACGAAGGGCAAAAUUCUUCGAGUGUUCACCUCGGUGGCCAAGUGCAUCCUCCUGCUGGGGUUCCUGUACAUGUUCGUCUGCUCCCUGGACAUCCUGAGCUCUGCCUUUCAGCUGGUGGGGGGGAAGGCAGCUGGAGAUAUCUUUCAGGACAAUGUGGUGCUGUCUAACCCCGUGGCAGGGCUAGUCAUUGGAGUGCUGGUCACUGUGCUGGUUCAGAGUUCCAGCACUUCUUCAUCAAUCGUGGUCAGCAUGGUGUCUUCUGGAUUGCUGGAGGUGCAGUCGGCAGUGCCAAUCAUCAUGGGCGCCAACAUCGGCACCUCCGUCACCAACACCAUUGUGGCCGUCAUGCAGGCCGGAGACCGCAAUGAGUUCCGCAGGGCCUUUGCUGGAGCCACUGUGCAUGACUUUUUUAACUGGCUGUCCGUGUUGGUGCUGCUUCCUCUGGAGGUGGCCACGGGUGUCUUGUUCAAGCUCACCAAACUCGUCAUCGACUCCUUCCACAUCCAAACGGGCCAGGAUGCCCCAGACCUGCUCAAAGUCAUCACUCAACCACUCACCAAGAACAUCAUUGAGCUGGACAGCUCUGUAAUCAGCGACAUCGCUGUCGGUGACCCCAGUGCUCGGAACAAGAGCCUGAUUAAAACAUGGUGCAAAAAGGAGAAGAUUACGAGUCUCAUGAACAUCACAGUGCCUGGGGAAGCUAACUGCACCAUUGGUGCCCCCUGCUGGGUGGAGGGCAACGAGACAUGGACGCAGGCAAACGUAACAGAAACCAUCAACAUAGCAAAAUGUAAGCAUCUGUUUGUGAAUGCGAACCUUCCAGACCUGGCAGUUGGGCUGAUUCUGCUGGCUCUGUCGCUGCUGGUGCUGUGUACCUGCCUCAUUCUCAUCGUCAAGCUGCUCAACUCCAUGCUCAAGGGCCAGGUGGCUGUGGUCAUCAAGAAGGUGCUCAACACAGAUUUCCCCUUUCCAUUCUGCUGGGUCACGGGUUACCUCGCUAUCUUGGUGGGAGCGGGAAUGACCUUCAUCGUGCAAAGCAGCUCCGUCUUCACCUCCGCCAUUACGCCACUUGUUGGUAUUGGUGUUAUUAGCAUUGAGCGAGCCUAUCCUCUUACACUUGGCUCCAACAUUGGGACAACAACGACUGCUAUUCUUGCUGCUAUGGCCAGCCCUGGAGAAAAACUGGCCAACUCACUGCAGAUCUCGCUGUGUCACUUCUUCUUCAACAUCUUUGGCAUUAUCCUGUGGUACCCUGUCCCCUAUACCCGCGUGCCCAUCCGGCUGGCCAAAGCGCUAGGUGACCGCACGGCCAAGUACCGCUGGUUUGCCAUAGUCUACCUGAUCCUGUGCUUCUUCCUCCUGCCCCUGUUGGUGCUGGGGCUGUCCAUCGCCGGCUGGCAGGUUCUGGUGGGGGUUGGGGUGCCGGUGUUGACUGUGGUGGUCUUCGUGGUGGUGGUCAACAUCAUGCAGUCCCGCUGCUCGCGCUUCCUUUUUCCUCCUCUCCGCAGCUGGGAAUUCCUGCCCAAGCCUCUCCACUCGCUCAAGCCAUGGGACCGCGUGGUCACCAAGGUCCUGGGCUUCUGCGGGGCGCACUGCUGCUGCUGCUGCAAAUGCUGUAAGAAGGGAGAGGCGGACGGCGAGAAAGAGGACGGGAUGGAGACGAAGAAGGGGCUGGAGAUGUACGACAACCCUGCGCUUUGUGUGGAAGAUGAGAAGAUCCAAGUUCAGACAGUAUCUGGAACACAUUUGUAGCAUGUAAUAUAGUGUAUAGCUUAUACAUAAAUAUAUAUAAAGCUCAUUAUGUAGUAUAAUUUAAUGUCAUGCUGAAUGGGGCUUGAAGGAAGCUGGCUAAUCUGUCUGAGCUGCUUUCGUCUUCAACAUCUAUGGUAUUAUGCUGUGGUUGCCAGACGGUUCCUCCGGGCCUAAUAAGGGAACCUAUGGUGACC
Molecule: messenger RNA, 2255 nt
Organism: Colossoma macropomum (tambaqui)
Lineage: Eukaryota; Metazoa; Chordata; Actinopteri; Characiformes; Serrasalmidae
Gene: slc34a2b
Product: solute carrier family 34 member 2b
Biological process (GO): sodium-dependent phosphate transport; intracellular phosphate ion homeostasis
Cellular component (GO): apical plasma membrane; brush border; vesicle
Molecular function (GO): sodium:phosphate symporter activity
Source: RefSeq, a predicted model, not a curated record